CGCGCGCUGGGCAGCUCUAACAGACGGUAGCAUCGCCUCCAGCGAACUGGUCAGACGCGAAGAACAUGUGGCUCCUGCUGGCACUCGUCGUGCUCCUCGUGGUCCUCGGCCUGGAGAUGCGGCGAUUCGUGCGGAACAUGCGGACAGUUCCGGCUCCCCUGCCCCUGCCUCUGCUGGGCAACGCCCAUCUCUUCUGGGGCCUCGAGCCGGCCGAGGCGUUCCUGAAGAUUGGCGAGCUGGCGCAGAAGCACGGCGACACCUUCGGCCUCUUCCUGGGCCCCUCCUACAGCGUGAUGCUCUUCGAUCCGCGCGACGUGGAACGCGUUUUGAGUAGCACCCAUCUGCUGACCAAGUCGCAGGAGUACUCCUUCCUGGCGGGCUGGCUGAACGAGGGCUUGCUGGUCAGCAGCGGACGCAAGUGGCAUCGCCGGCGCAAGAUCAUCACGCCGGCCUUCCACUUCCGCAUCCUGGAGCCCUACGUGGAGAUCUUCGACAGGCAGUCCAGGCGUCUCGUCGAUCAGCUCCGGCUGAGGAGCAGCAGUGGCCAGGAGCGGAUCAACCUGGGCGAGGCCAUUCACCUCUGCACGCUGGACGCCAUUUGCGAAACCGCCAUGGGUGUGUCCAUCAACGCCCAGUCCAAUGCUGAUUCCGAGUACGUCCAAGCGGUGAAGACUAUCUCAAUGGUGCUGCACAAGCGGAUGUUCAACAUCCUGUACCGAUUCGACCUCACCUACAUGCUGACCCCGCUGGCGAGGGCCGAAAAGAAGGCCCUGGAUGUGCUCCACCAGUUCACCGAGAAGAUCAUCGUGCAGCGCCGAGAGGAGAUCAUCCGCGGUGGCAACGAAACCGGAAACGGAAACAGUGAAGACGCCGAUGUGGGCGCCAAGCGAAAGAUGGCCUUCCUGGACAUUCUGCUGCAGUCGACGAUCGAUGAGCGGCCCUUGAGCAAUCUGGAUAUCCGCGAGGAGGUCGACACCUUCAUGUUCGAGGGCCACGACACCACCUCGUCGGCCCUGAUGUUCUUCUUCUACAACAUAGCCACCCACCCGGAGGCGCAGAGGAAGUGCUUCGAGGAGAUCCGAUCGGUGGUGGGCCAGGACAAGAGCACGCCGGUCACCUACGACCUGCUUAACCAGCUGUCCUACGUCGACCUGUGCAUCAAGGAGACCCUCAGGAUGUAUCCCUCGGUUCCGCUGCUGGGCCGCAAGGUGCUGGAGGAUUGCGAGAUAAAUGGGAAACUCAUACCAGCGGGCACAAACAUAGGCAUAUCGCCUCUCUAUCUGGGCAGGAGGGAGGAGCUCUUCAGCGAGCCCAACAGCUUCAAGCCGGAGCGGUUCGAUGUGGUCACCACCGCCGAGAAGCUCAACCCUUACGCGUACAUCCCCUUUUCGGCGGGCCCCCGCAACUGCAUUGGCCAGAAGUUCGCCAUGCUGGAGAUCAAGGCCAUCGUGGCCAAUGUCCUGAGGCACUACGAGGUGCACUUUGUGGGCGACAUUUCGGAACCGCCCGUCCUGAUUGCCGAGCUCAUCCUGCGCACCAAGGACCCGUUGAUGUUCAAGGUGCGGGAGCGAGUCUACUGAAACUCAAACUCACAUGCUGUUCCUUUCCACUUGUAAAUAAAAUGAAAACCAAAUGCA
Drosophila biarmipes is the source of this 1637-nucleotide messenger RNA. RefSeq names its product cytochrome P450 4d1 (gene Cyp4d1). The coding region runs from base 66 to 1580 and encodes 504 amino acids. Gene Ontology annotation, molecular function: iron ion binding; monooxygenase activity; oxidoreductase activity, acting on paired donors, with incorporation or reduction of molecular oxygen. The transcript is spliced from 3 exons. NCBI's taxonomy places the organism in Eukaryota, Metazoa, Arthropoda, Insecta, Diptera, Drosophilidae. The record is from RefSeq and is a predicted model, not a curated record.